This is a messenger RNA of Daphnia carinata, 930 nucleotides long. RefSeq lists its product as uncharacterized. The transcript has a single exon. Gene Ontology annotation, biological process: DNA integration. The coding region runs from base 1 to 930 and encodes 309 amino acids. The record is from RefSeq and is a predicted model, not a curated record. Lineage: Eukaryota; Metazoa; Arthropoda; Branchiopoda; Diplostraca; Daphniidae. Gene Ontology annotation, molecular function: nucleic acid binding.
AUGGCUGCUGUUCCUGACACGUCGACAAAAUUUGUUACGUCGUUCCUCGAGACGAACACUAUCUUUCGCCACGGUACACCACAACGUAUUAUUAGCGACCAGGGAUCAGCCUUUACGUCUCAGAUGUUUGCCGAAUGGGUAACGCGCUGGCAUACUAAACACAUUUUGGCCUUUGCAGAGCAUCCGGAGACCAAUGGAUUAGUGGAAAGAGUUAAUCGUACAUUAACCCUUGCAUUAUGCGCCUUCGUCAACGCCGAACAUACGGACUGUGACUUACAUUUAGCAACCGCAACGUAUGCUAUUAAUACUGCCCGCCAAGCCACAACCGAGGUAACGCCUUUUGAGUUAGUGAAUGGUCGUCUACCAGUUCUGGCCAUAGAAAAUCUCUUUCCUUGGCAAAAGAACGAUCAAGAACCACAUGCCAAUUUUUUGUCACGCGUUUCGGAAUUGAGGUCGUCAGCUCGUUUGCGCAUUGUGGAAAAACAACGGAAAAGCAAGGAAAGAACAAAUCGAGUUCGGAAGCCGGAACCCGAGCUUCUCCAUAGUGGCCUUGUUCUAGUUCGACGGAAGCCUAGAAAGAAAAAUUCCACCAAAAAAUUUCUUCCUAAGCUUGUGGGGCCAUUCCAGGUAGUGCGGAAGCUAUCUCAGACAACCUACCUAGUCGAAGACCUGCCCAGACGACGGAAGAAAUCAUCGUAUAGGCGUUUUGACGUCCACGUCUGCCAAGUUCGUCGCUUCCAUGGUCGGUCGGAUAUGGAGUGGGACGCAUCGGAAGAUGUGGCAGUCGACGAGUCUUCAUCUUCGCCUUCUUUGAGCGGCUCAUCUUCGUCCGAGUCGGAAGAGCAUCCACAGGAAGAUAGGCCAACAACAACUACUAGAGCUGGGAGACGGACAAAAAGACCUGCGUGGUUGAAAGACUACCACACAUAA